Molecule: messenger RNA, 295 nt
Organism: Prorocentrum cordatum
Lineage: Eukaryota; Dinophyceae; Prorocentrales; Prorocentraceae
Source: the annotation of a GenBank genome assembly
GUCCGCCCUGAGCCAGUUGCCGCAGCGGGUCGCCCACGUGAUGACCAUGGAUGCGAAUGCUGCUCUGGCGCCCCAGCUCCCGCGCGUUGGUUUUGCGGGCCAACGCCGCACGCGCACCAGCCUGAACGGCAACGGCGCCCGCUUGCUAGACCCCCUCCAGACGUUCCACUUGUCCGCCCUCAACACCUUCGGCAAGCGCACGAGACAUCAUGGAACGUGGAAGCAUGUGAUCGGCAAGGGUUGGACUACCAUAGACUACAUCUGCGUUAGAUUAUGUGGAGCCUAUGGCACCAAG